AUGCUAAACAAAAGUGUAUUUUCGCGCCAUGAGUUGGAUUGCAUCGGCAUCGAUCUCGCCGGCAUUGUACUCCAAGGACCAGCAGAGCUUGGGACUUUUGAUCUUCGAUCCUGCCGACGCCCGCUGGCUGACGACUUGGACGUUCAACAGACCGUGUUUCGGGUGCUGUCCGCCAAGCAAACGGCGUUUGUGCAUCGGUGUGUGAAAGGCUGUAACACCGACUUAGAUGAUGCGCGCGCAUAUACACACACCCAUGCUGCUCGGACGUUUGGGUCAGGUGUCACAAGCAUCGACCCAACCGGUACUGAUGAUCUUGGAAGCACUCCGAGCAUCGGGUCACCAAGAUUUUUGUCCCAAUAUCUUGAGCUGCUGGCCCCCUCGCCAUCGACGGCUACGUCGUCUUCCUGCCAAUGCGAUCAGCUCCCCUUGCCCCCAUCAACAUGGCCUACAUUUACCCCUGGUCCAACGCUACACGCGGCAGGAUGGGGUCAGCCCCAGAUGACUUCGUCAUCAGUUUUGGUAUCGCCAUACGGGAGUUCCCAGCAGCACAGUUACAGUUCAGGGCACAGUUAUGGGUCUGGGAGCUACAGCACCGCAGGUAGCGAGUAUGAGGGGAAUUAUGGCUACUCCCACGACACCGAGUACAUGGCCCCCUAUGGCUCAGGAUACCAGUAUGACUGCGAUCCCAACCAGGCACAUUACAUGCAGCAGCCCAGCACCGCAUCCGCCAGCGAAGCGGAUCGAGCUGCGACCGGAUCGACCGCCGCCGGCCCCGUCAGGGAAGGCGGCGGCGGCGAGUACAUCACGGGCCUGGUGCAGCGCAGGAUUCACAUCAGCAAGCUCCACGAUCAGACGCAGCACCAAGACGUCAAAAAGCUCCUCGAAAAGGUCAACGGCGUGCUCAAGAUCCAGUUCCAGCAGGCUGACAGCAAGCGCGGCAAAAAGUGCCACGCCCUCGUCACCCUCGUCACUCACGAGGCGGCAACCAACGCCAUCGCCCGCCUCGAGGGGAAGACGCUCAAGGGCCGGGCCAUUGCUGUGCGCCUCGCCGUCGAGCUCCAACGCCCACACCGUCCGCAGCAGCACCACACUUCCACCUUGUCGUCGGGGGGAUAUGCCCCGUCCUCCUCGUCGUCCUACUCCCCCGAGGGCUCCUACUCAAAUGCCUACAGCCAGGACAGCCACAGCGUAUAUUCGAUGGGGGAUAGUGGCGGCGACAGUCACUCCGGGCGUUCCUACCGCCGCCGCGGUAGCCACAAGUCCGGAUCCAAAAAGGACCAACCGAUGGUUGUGGACGGCACCAUAGGAUGA
Molecule: messenger RNA, 1311 nt
Organism: Pyricularia grisea
Lineage: Eukaryota; Fungi; Ascomycota; Sordariomycetes; Magnaporthales; Pyriculariaceae
Exons: 2
Coding region: 1-1311 (436 amino acids)
Molecular function (GO): RNA binding
Source: RefSeq, a predicted model, not a curated record